This is a messenger RNA of Arabidopsis thaliana (thale cress), 1759 nucleotides long. RefSeq names its product MATE efflux family protein. The coding region runs from base 102 to 1604 and encodes 500 amino acids. The record is from RefSeq and is marked reviewed. The transcript has 8 exons. Gene Ontology annotation, biological process: transmembrane transport; xenobiotic detoxification by transmembrane export across the plasma membrane. Lineage: Eukaryota; Viridiplantae; Streptophyta; Magnoliopsida; Brassicales; Brassicaceae. Gene Ontology annotation, cellular component: membrane. Gene Ontology annotation, molecular function: xenobiotic transmembrane transporter activity; antiporter activity.
AAAGUUCGAAAGCUUAUAAACCUUUAUUUCUUUCUUUUUUUUUUGUUAGUGAAAUUAUCAGAUUAGAGUUAAAGAACGGAAGAACAAAAGAACAAUUAGAAAUGAGUACUCAAGAAGAAAUGGAGGAGAGGCUAUUACGUGAAGGAUCAGAUGCUGAGGGUCAGAGCAAUAAUAGGGAGAGUAUCUAUUUGAGAACGAAGGUCUGGAGUGAAGUAAAUAAAAUGUGGAGAAUAGCAUUACCUUCUUCUUUGUUCCGAAUGACUUCGUUUGGGAGCAUCAUUGUGGCUCAAGCCUUCAUUGGUCACUCCUCUGAGUUGGGUCUAGCCGCUUACGCACUCCUCCAAAGCACAUUCAUCCGCUUCCUCUACGGUUUAAUGGGCGGUAUGUCAAGUGCAACGGAGACAUUAUGCGGGCAAGCAUACGGUGCGGAACAAUAUCACACAAUGGGGAUAUAUCUACAACGUUCAUGGAUCGUGGACAUGGCCGUGACCACUUUGUUUCUACCGUUUAUUGUACUUGCGGGUCCCAUUCUCCGUCUAUUAGGCCAAAACGUGGAGAUCACAAAGACCGUUGAUGAGAUAUAUCCUUGGAUGAUUCCGUAUGUAUAUAGCUUAAUUUUCACUAUGACUAUACAAAUGUACCUCCAAGCACAGAUGAGGAACGCUAUUGUAGGCGUUCUUUCGACAUUGUCCUUGGCUCUUGACCUCGUGGUCACAUGGUGGUGCGUGAGUGUUAUGGGUAUGGGCAUUGGUGGUGCUCUCCUCGGACUUAAUGUGGGCUCUUGGGCAAUGGUAUUAGCCGAGUUUGUGUACAUUUUUGGUGGAUGGUGUCCUUUUACUUGGACCGGAUUUAGUAUUGCUGCUUUUGUUGACCUAAUUCCUAUGCUCAAGCUUUCCAUUUCUUCAGGCUUCAUGAUCUGCUUAGAGUAUUGGUACAUGAGCAUCCUUGUCUUAAUGGCGGGGUAUACAAAAGAUGCGAAAAUCGCAAUCUCUGCUUUCUCAAUAUGCCAAUACAUAUAUACAUGGGAACUCAACAUAUGCCUUGGCUUCUUGGGUGCGGCAUGCGUCCGGGUGGCUAACGAGUUGGGGAAAGGAGAUGCACAUGCAGUGAGAUUUUCAAUAAAAGUGAUACUCACAAUAUCAACAUUGAUGGGAGUGAUAUUCUCAGCUCUAUGCUUAGCUUUUUGUGGUCGAAUUUCCUAUUUGUUUUCGAAUAGCGACGAGGUUUCGGAUGCAGUGAAUGAUUUAUCGGUGAUCCUUGCUGUUUCAAUCUUACUCAACAGCAUACAACCUAUACUCUCAGGUGUAGCAGUUGGGGCAGGGAUGCAGAGUAUAGUGGCAGUUGUGAACUUAGCCUCUUAUUAUGCAAUUGGUAUUCCUUUGGGUCUCAUCCUUACUUAUGUUUUCCAUCUUGGUGUUAAGGGACUAUGGUCUGGAAUGUUGGCUGGAAUUGCGAUCCAAACAAUAAUAUUAUGUUAUAUAAUUUACAAAACUGACUGGGAAUUAGAGGUUAAAAGGACAUGUGAACGUAUGAAAGUGUGGAGCCUGAAGCCAUCUAAUGAAGAGUCGAAUCCCAUAAUAAGAGAAGAAAGUAGGAGCAAGUGAGAACUGUUUCGAUAUUAUACGUCGUUAAUCUCUCGUAGUCUCGUAGCUAUAUGGUUUCUAACUAAACUUUGAUUUUCAACAAUAAUUAUUAUAUGUACCGCAAGGAGGUUUCGGAUCAUUGUUGACCAUGGAAUAAAUUUCUCCAUUUGGGAGAU